CACUCUCUGGGCUUUUUCGAGGCGAGCCAGAAGCUUCGAUGUUGGACGCCGUGCUAUGACAUCGUCACUGCUGCUCCGUCCUCCUCGCUGCUGGCUCGACCCGUCGGUGAUGUUCCUGUACGACAACAGCGGCGGUUCUGAUGAAGUGAGCAAGAACAUGGAGGGUUUCGCGGGUGGUAACUUCGCGGCGAACCAGUGCAGGAAUCUGAUGGCGCACCCGGCCUCUCUGGCACCCAGCGCCGCCUACCCGUCCGGCGACGUGCCCGCCGCCGAGCCGGAGAAGCAGUGCAGCCCCUGCUCGGCCUCCCAGAAUGCAUCCAGCGCCUCUCUGCCUUACGCCUACUUCGGCAGCGGCUAUUACCCGUGCAGAAUGUCGCACCACGGCGGCAUCAAGUCGUGCGGGGCGCAGCCCCCCUCCGCGUAUGCGGACAAGUACAUGGACACGUCCGCCCCCGGGGACGACUUCGCCUCCCGGCCCAAGGAGUUCGCUUUCUACCCGAGCUAUUCGUCAGCCCCCUACCAGGCCGUGCCCGGCUACCUGGACGUGCCGGUGGUGCCCGCCAUCGGGGCGCCUUCGGAGGCCAGACACGAGCCGUUGCUGCCCGUGGAAAGCUACCAGCCGUGGAGCCUGGCGGCCAACGGAUGGAACGGUCAAGUUUACUGCGGCAAGGAGCAACCUCAGUCGGCGCACAUGUGGAAGUCCUCCUUGCCAGACGCGGUGCCCCUGCACGCGGGAGGCGACUCCAGCUCGUACAGGCGUGGGAGGAAGAAGCGCGUCCCGUACACCAAGAUGCAACUGAAGGAACUGGAGCGGGAAUACGCUGCCAGUAAAUUUAUCACCAAGGACAAACGCAGGAGGAUAUCUGCACAGACCAACCUGUCCGAACGCCAAGUUACCAUUUGGUUUCAGAACAGACGUGUCAAGGAGAAGAAGGUUGUCAACAAAAUGAAACCGAUCAGCUAGUUCCCCCU
This is a messenger RNA of Phycodurus eques (leafy seadragon), 972 nucleotides long. It is a transcript of the gene hoxa13a, whose product is annotated as homeobox A13a. Gene Ontology annotation, molecular function: DNA-binding transcription factor activity, RNA polymerase II-specific; RNA polymerase II cis-regulatory region sequence-specific DNA binding. The coding region runs from base 56 to 964 and encodes 302 amino acids. Gene Ontology annotation, biological process: regulation of transcription by RNA polymerase II. NCBI's taxonomy places the organism in Eukaryota, Metazoa, Chordata, Actinopteri, Syngnathiformes, Syngnathidae. The record is from RefSeq and is a predicted model, not a curated record. The transcript has 2 exons.